Indicator indicator is the source of this 834-nucleotide messenger RNA. It is a transcript of the gene RHNO1, whose product is annotated as RAD9-HUS1-RAD1 interacting nuclear orphan 1. The transcript has 2 exons. NCBI's taxonomy places the organism in Eukaryota, Metazoa, Chordata, Aves, Piciformes, Indicatoridae. Bases 1 to 834 code for a protein of 277 amino acids. The record is from RefSeq and is a predicted model, not a curated record. Gene Ontology annotation, biological process: cellular response to ionizing radiation; recombinational repair; DNA damage checkpoint signaling. Gene Ontology annotation, cellular component: chromosome; nucleus.
AUGCCUCCGAAGAAGAAAUGUACCCACAAGGUGCCGAAGGCAGAGCUGGUAUUUCUUGAGAGGCCACGAGAGGGACCCGUCCAUUGCUACGAAACUUCUUUACCCUCAGCUAAGAAUCCAAGACGUAUUCCUACAAAACCUAUAGAUCAGAACACCUCUGCUGACUGGGUCUGCCCACAGUUUGAAACAACCAGGUCAGUAGUGUUGAAAGGACAACAGAAGCAGCACUGUGGUCCUCACAAAACCCAGAAUAAGGAUUCCAGCCACAGUUUACUUCUUGCAGGAGGAGCUUGUCAAACAACUAUAGCCUGCAAAUUUCUCCCUUUAACUUUUGAGAAUCCAGAAGGAUUUGCAGUCCCCCUGUCAAAUUAUCUGAAUUGCUCAAGGAAGAACAAACAAUGCUCUCACAACCAACCCAACAAAGGGACAGCAGCAAAAGCCAACAUCCAGGUGCACAGUCAGGAGACCUCUAGUCAAAUACUUUUGUUACCUGCUCCCCAACCUGUGGAGCCAGAGCUUUUUAGUCCACUAGGUACAGAGAUUCCAGAGGUGCCUUCCAUAAGGAACCAGCGAUGCAGCAGCACUCUGCCAAAAAGAAGUAGCCAUGACUGGCAUCCAGAAAAUGAACUGAUGUUUGAUAUUGAUCCCUGGGGGAGAGGGGAGUCAGUAUCAGUACUGGUUACAGAUACUCCUGAGCAUGAAUAUGGAGUAAAGGUCACUUGGAGACAGCGGCCUCAUCUAAUGAAAUACCUGCAGGAGAGAGGAAAGCUGAGUGCUGCUGAUAUACUGGUGAAAGCAAACCUCAAGCUCUCAAGGAGGCAGGCUAACAUCUGA